CUUGGAAUAAAGGCAAAGGAGGAAAAGAAAAUGUAUACAAACAAAAGAACAUAAUAAAGGAAAUUUAAUGUGUAAUGCAAAAUAAUAGACUUGGUUGUUUAUAGUAAAUGUAGAAGUUGUAAUUACUAGUUAGUAAAAUUAGUAAAUACUAAAAAUGUUGCAUUUCAGCAUUUGUGUAUAGUAGUAGUAAGAUAUAGUGAAGUGUUGAGCAUGUUUAAUCUUUAAUGUUAUCAAAUCGAGACUUAUAAACACGUUCUUAGAAUAAUGUAAAUAACUCGGUAUUAAAAUUAAAAACAUGCCAUAGAAAAUAAUGUUGAUAGUGGUAUCAUUUUUUAAACUACCCGGUGGCCGUUCAGUUCUGUUUGUUUAUGUAAAAGAUUUAUUUGUUCUUAAAAAUUUCAUGUUUCAAUUUUAUUUAUUUUGGAAUUUUGAGUUAUGAUUAUAAAAAACUUCGCUUAGAAUAUUGUUUAUAUUAAUUUAAUACCUAAUUUCUCGUUUUUGUUUUAAGUAGUAUUUAAUUUAAUACAAAUCCAAGAUGAGAACCGAAAACAACAAUGCUAAACCUGAAAUGUGUAUUAAGAAUAGGGAUAACUUAUAUAGACUUAUCAUAAGGUAAACUCCAGUAUAAUAUUUUACAUAGUAUUUAAAUUUGAAAAAGUUUUGAUUUAAUUUAGCCAACUGUUUUAUGAUGGUUAUUCAACAAUUGCUUCGAGCUUAGCUGCUCAAAUAAAUGCUGACCCACCUUGUUCGCCAUCAGAUCGACUUAUGAAUGUAGUGAUAAAAGGUUUACAGCAUGAAACUGAUAGACAGAAGGAAUCUGAACAAGCUUUAAUCUUAAAUCCCAUUCAGCAAAUGUUAAUUGGACCAGGCAUUGGUAUGUUUUAUAAAAGUGUUACAUAUAUUAGGUAUAUAGAUUUAGGAAUAAAUGCAGUUUAGCUCACAAGAAAUUUUUUUUUUUCUGAAAUGUGUGUUUUUACAUGUUUAAUUUUAUGGUACUUUCGCUNUAAAUGCAGUUUAGCUCACAAGAAAUUUUUUUUUUUUCUUAAAUGUGUGUUUUUACAUGUUUAAUUUUAUGGUACUUUCGCUCAAACUUUGUUUAGAAGUCAUGGUUAAAAAUCUUUUCUAAAAAUCUUGUUUUUGAGUUUGGAAUACUAAACAUUUAUAUUUUUGGAAUUUUUUUUAAAAAUGAUAGUAAUUAUAUGCUUAUAGUUUUGGUGAAAUAUAAAUUCACCUAUCAUAUUUACUUUUUAUUUAAUUAUUAAUAAACUAUGUAAAAUUCAAUUAUAAUGUUAUUUCAAUCAUUUGCAUAUUAUUUGCAAUUGAUUUUUUGGACUUUUUUUUUCAUUUAAAGUGUAAUAACAUAAAGAAGUUUUGUUGAAAUCUGAACUAACUAAUAUUUUUUGAUUUGGAAGUAAUAGGAAAAAUUAUGGAAAAAUGCAUCUUUUCUUAUGGAUACAUAAACAUCACAUUUUACCUUUGGAAAACAUAUAGUUUAUUUAAUACUAUUUUUAUUUUUUUCACUUACUGAAGCUAAAAAAAUUAAAAAAAAAAAAAAAACCCCGAUGAGAGGGAGUGCUGAGGGGCAUGGUAAAAUUAAUACAAUGAUUAUAACGUCAAAUUAUUGUUAUAAAUAUCAAAAUAUUUAAUAAAGUUUUAAAAUUUAUUUUUUUUUGAUAUAAAUUCUCAGAAUAAUCUCGACAUCUCCAUACAUAUAUGUUAAUGCAAUUAACUUUCAAACAUAACUAGAGAGGAUGUCCAUAAACGCAUUUGAAUGUGUUAUGUUUGGCAAUUAGCGUCUAAGAUUGCAAUUUUUCAAUUACUGCCAAAGAAACAACCCAUUGGUGUUUUUGCUUAAAUAUCGAAAAAAAUAUUAGUUAGUUCUGAUUUCACCAAAAACUUCUUUAUGCAAAUGAUUGAAAUAACAUUAUCAAUAAAUUAGAUUUUACGUGAUUUAUUAACAAUAGUAUAAAAAGUAAGUUCAAUUGGUGAAUUUUGAUUUCAUCAAAGCAUAUAAUUACUACCAUUUCUAAAAAAAAAUGUCAAAAAUAUAAAAAUAAAAUAUAUACAAUAUAAAUGUUUGGUAUUUCAAACUCAAAAACACGAUUUUUAGAAAAAUUAAGCAUUUUAAAGUUUUUUUACCAUAACUUCCAAAUGAAAUUUGAACAAAUUUUUUUGAAAGUGCCAUCAAAUUAAGCAUACAAAAUACAUUUUGGAAAAAAAAUUCUAAAAAAUCGCUCAAGAGUUAAACUGCAUUUAUGCCUGGAUUUAUAUUGAUUUUUAACAAUUGAUUAGAUUUGGAAUUUGAAACCAAUGUUAGUUGUACUGCUCCUGAACCAUCUCUUUAUGAAACUGUAUAUGUAACAUCCCACAAAGGUGCCUGUAGAGCGGGUGCUUUUAGUCCUGAUGGACAGUUAAUCGCAACAGGAAGUAGUGAUGCUUCAAUUAAAGUAAUUAUAUUUCUUAAUAUUUUAUGGAUUUAAAUAAAACUUAUAUUUUGAAUGUUAUACAUAUUUGAAAUUAUAUUUAUAGAUCUUGGACGUUGAAAGAAUGCUGGCUAAAGCACAUGAUCUUGGUAAUACUGAUAAUCAAGAAGGACAGGGACAUCCAGUAAUUCGGACAUUGUAUGAUCAUUUGGAAGAAGUAUCUUGUUUAGAAUUCCAUCCAAAUAAACCAAUUUUAGCCUCAGGUUCUCGUGAUUGUCAUGUUAAGCUUUUUGACUAUUCAAAAACAUCUGUGAAGAAAGCUUUCAAAACAAUAAAUGUAAGAUAUUUUAAACAAAAUUAAUUUCUCAUUUUAAAAUUCUGUAAUAUAAUUGUGUAUGUUUUAUUAAUAAGUAAUACAGGGUUUCCUAUAAAGAUAUACCCAUUGUAAUAUUUCAGAAGGUUAUUUGAUUAGGAAAUUUAAUUAUUUUAAUUAAUCAAAUUCUGUUUUUUUUUUUUCUAAUCGCAGGGAUAAGGACUACAAAUAUUUAUACUGCAAUCAAUUUUGUAUGUUUUGGCAAAAUAUUUAAAAAAUAACUUUUUAUUUUUGAAAUAUUUGAAGAUAGCCAUUUCAUAGAGUUCAUUCUUUUGAAAAUUUUGACGUAUCAACUUUUUAUUUUCAUUAAAUUUGUGGUUUUAAAUAGUUUUUUUUUAAAAAAAAAAGAAAUGCAUAGUCAAUUAAUCGUAAUAAUAAUAAUAAUAAUCAGAGAAUGUGAUUAUAGAAGGCUGUAAUGCUGCAUAAUUAUAUGUUCUGUUCUCUGAACUUUAAAAAAUUAUUAAAAAUGACAAAUUUAUGAAAAUAAAAAGUUUAUAAAUCAAAUUUUUCAAAAAUAAUAAAAUAAAAUUUUUUUAUCAAAGCAUGAAAAAUUAAUUGCAAUAUAAAUAUUUGUAGUCUUUAUCCCUGUGAGUAAUAUAAAAAAAAAAAAAACAGAAUUUGAUUAUCUUUAUUAUCAACGACAAUAUUACAAUGUGUAUUUUCAUGGGACAUGAUGUAUUUAAAUAAUUUUACAUAUUAAAUCAUUGUUUAUCACUUGUAAAAUAUAGCAAUAGCUUAUUGUUUGAGUUCUAAUUGGAGAUGUAUGAUACCAAUAAUUUUAUUUUAAUACUUCAUAAGUUGAUAUUUGAUAUAUUUUAACCAUAUGAAAAUAUUAUCAUGUGCUGGGGAAAACUUCCCAAGUGAAAUUUUGGCCUGAGAAAUCCUUUGUAUGAUUCAUGCUAAUUCUACAUCCCAAAUUUAUCAAAAUGUCAAUCAUUUCACUGUAUUUAAAUAAGUAGAUAAUAAUAACAAUUAGAGAGUAUAGGAAAUUGUAGUACCCUUAAAAAAAAGUAGUGUUUUAGAGUAAACAUAUUCAAUCUUAUAACAUGAUAUAAGUUGUAUAACAUAACACAUUAUUAUAAUAAUUAAUAUUUAAUGUUUUAAUAAAAAAAAAUCUUGUUUCUGAUGCUUAAUACCAAAGGUCUAAACCUAAGUUUCCAGGUCUCUGAUCUAUCUAUUAUAUGUACCUAGUUCUAAUCUGUUGAUGUGAUAAGGUUUACAAAAACUUAAAGACUUGUUUUGAAAUUCUAAUUAAAUAUAACAUGGUUUACAAUUUUGUUCAUAAAUAAACAUAUUAUAAAUGUGUAUUAAACCAAUUGGUUAAAAAUCAUUUUUUGACAAAUUUAAGUCUUUGUGUUACUAGAUAAAAUCGUACUGGAAUAAUGAUUGAUGUACAAAUAUGAUAGAGACAAAACCUAAUUGUUCAAAGAGCUCAGCCCAUAUAUUUUAUAAUAAAUAAAUAAAACAUCUCCUCCUUAAAUGUUAACAAUUUUGUUUUUAUGCUUUCUAGGAUGUCGAACCGAUAACAUGUCUAAGUUUCCAUCCUCUAGGAGACUUCUUAGUAAUGGGUACAAACAGCCCUGUUAUUAGACUAUAUGAUAUAAAUACUGUUCAAUGUUAUGUUUGCUCACUUCCUAGUCAUCAACAUACUGGUCCAGUUACGUCUAUCAAGUAUAUAAUUUAUUUAAUAUUUGACAGCUAUGUGAUUGAUAUAUUUAUUGUUAAUUGUGAUGCAUCAGGUAUGAACCAAGUGCUAGAUUCUUUGUAUCCUCUAGUCGAGAUGGUUCUAUUAAAUUAUGGGAUGCUGUGUCAAAUAAAUGUGUAAACACAUUUGACAAAGCACAUGAUGGUAGUCAAGUGUGUUCUGUAACAUUUUCAAGAAAUGGAAAGGUAAUUUGGUGAUAUUUUACAUUUUUAAAUUAUAUCUUAUUUUUUUAAUUUUUAGUAUAUAUUAUCAUCUGGUAAAGAUUCAUUAGUAAAACUUUGGGAGUUGUCUACUAGCAGAUGUCUGAUAGCAUAUACAGGAGCUGGAACAACAGGUGAUAUGUUAUGCAUUUUAUUCAUAUUUGUGUACAAUAAAUAUUAAAUGUAAUUAAAUAGGUAAACAAGAGCAUCGCACACAAGCAUUGUUUAAUCAUACAGAAGAGUAUGUCAUGUACCCAGAUGAAGCCACUACAUCUUUGUGUGCCUGGAAUGCACGGAAUGCUUCUCGACAACAACUUUUAUCAUUAGGUUAAUUCGGUUUAGUUAAAUAUAUUAAAAUGUAUUAAUUUUAAGUGUAUUCAAAAUUUUAAUUAUUAUAUAUAUUUUAUCUAGGUCAUAAUGGUCCAAUCCGUUCAAUAGUGCAUUCUCCAAAUUCAGCGGCAUUUUUAACUUGUUCAGAUGACUUCAGGGCCCGAUUUUGGUAUAGAAAACACUUGAUUGGCGUAUAAUUUCUAUUUUAAUUUUUUUCUCCUUAAACUAAUUUUUGUUUUUUAAUACUCUGAAAUUCUGAUUAUUUUGUAAUAUUUUAUUUAAUAAUCAAUAAGAAUAGAACUUUGGUUUUUUAAUAUUUUUAUAAAUAAUUUGUCCAUAUUGUUUGCAAUUAAGUUUUAAAAUAGUGAAUUGAAUUAUUAAUAUUUAUUAUUAUCCAAAUUAUCUUUUUUAUUUUUGACAUAGUAGUAAUAAGAAAAUUAAACAUUUAACGAAAAUAAAUUUCAACUAAACAGUCUUCAGCAAAUAUUAUUAAAUACACAACCUAACCCGAUUAUUUGUAUAAUAGUUGAAGGUACCUUUCACCAAAGUAAACUAAGUUGUUAAUCAGAUUUUUAAACCCAGAGAACGAACAGAGAUUGGUCAGUUAUCUCAUAAAAUCACUUUAAAAAUCACCAUUUAUGUUGGUAACAUUUGAUUGUCAUACUUUCAUCAAAAUAUGAAUAUGUAGAUCAAAUUUGAAUGGUCUUAAACUUAUAUCUGAAGAAAAAAUAAAAAGAUUUUAUUAAUGUGGGUCAGUCAAGCUUAUGAAAAGCCAC
This is a messenger RNA of Cinara cedri, 5807 nucleotides long. The record is from the annotation of a GenBank genome assembly. NCBI's taxonomy places the organism in Eukaryota, Metazoa, Arthropoda, Insecta, Hemiptera, Aphididae.